CGUGCAUUUCUGUGUGUGUGCGUGCGUGUGUAGGGGAGGCUGGAGCGGGGUGGGACUGAAGAGCCGUGAUUACAGCUCUCCCCGGAGAAGAAGAUUGCUCUCUCCAGAUGCUGAUUUCUGAAGCACUUGGCAAUCAUCAGGCGGGAGCCUGGAACAGGCGGCGGUAGCCGCCCCGGCCGCGGCGAUGGCAGCGCCAGGCGAGCAGGCGGCGGCGCGGGGCUGAGGGGCAACCCCGGGAGGCGACGCUGCCGGUCGGGCUCGACCCGACCCGGCCCGACCCGCCCUGACCGGGCGCGGCUCUGCCCCGAGUCCCGCUCGUCCCGCUUUGCUCGGCGCCACCAGCCAGCCCGCGGACACCCGCCACCCAAGCAGGUGGUCCUGCGCCGGGACACGGCGGGAGCGGCACCCAUGCGGUGACCCGCGUUGGCGGCGGCAGCUCCUGCGGGCCGCAGGGCGGGAGUGACCCGCUGUAGCCGCGCCUCGGCCCGGAGAAGGCUCCCGCUCGCCCGCGCCCCCGGGGAUGGGUCCCCGCCGGGGCUGAGCCCCGCCGCCGCCCUCCCCGCUGCCCGUGGGCGAGCCGGCAAGCAGCCAUGGCAGCGGCCAUCGCCAGCGGCUUGAUCCGGCAGAAGCGGCAGGCGAGGGAGCAGCACUGGGACCGGCCCUCGGCCAGCAGGAGGCGGAAUAGCCCUAGCAAGAACCGCGGGCUCUGCAAUGGCAACCUGGUGGACAUUUUCUCCAAGGUCCGCAUCUUCGGGCUCAAGAAGCGGCGGUUGCGGCGCCAAGAUCCCCAGCUCAAGGGUAUAGUGACCAGGUUAUAUUGCAGGCAAGGCUACUACUUGCAAAUGCACCCCGAUGGAAGUCUCGAUGGAACCAAGGAUGACAGCAGUAAUUCUACUUUAUUCAACCUUAUACCAGUGGGACUUCGAGUUGUUGCUAUCCAGGGUGUAAAGACUGGGUUGUAUAUAGCCCUAAAUGGAGAAGGCUUCCUCUACACAUCAGAACUUUUUACUCCAGAGUGCAAAUUCAAGGAGUCUGUUUUUGAAAAUUAUUAUGUAAUCUACUCAUCCAUGCUCUACAGACAACAGGAGUCCGGGAGGGCCUGGUUCUUGGGGCUGAACAAAGAAGGGCAGGUCAUGAAAGGAAACAGAGUGAAGAAAACAAAACCAGCAGCUCAUUUUCUACCCAAGCCAUUGGAAGUUGCCAUGUAUCGAGAACCAUCUUUGCAUGAUAUUGGAGAAACAGUGCCAAAGGCUGGGGUAACUCCAAGUAAAAGCACAAGUGCAUCUGCAAUAAUGAAUGGCGGCAAACCAGUUAACAAGAGUAAGACGACAUAGCCAGAUCCUCACAGGUGUUGUGACUUUCUGAGUCCUGAGUACAGUUGAGCCAUUUAUCCUCGCCAGACUUCCCCGCUGCAGUGUCUGUGGAUCAGCUUGCGGCAAGUCACAGACUUGCCCGUUGCUGUUUCUGAACUGAGUUGUUGCAAGUGGAUAAAUCUCAACAUGUAGCUCCACCCACAACAAGAAGACACCUGGAUGAACCAGCUAAACUCAGACCAUGGAAUGCCCUACCAGAUAUUGGAAUGCCUUUUUAAUAUCUUUUCUGUGACUGUGACACUUCAUGUGAAUGACAUACUUCACAAGUACACUUGAUACCUUGCCUGCUGAAAAUUGCCCAUAAUCCCUUUUUGAGUCCAGUUUCAGCAAAAUCCAUGUGUUUAAGUUCUAUUUUGUAGCACACAAAUAAUCAAGUAAUUUCUAGUUAGAUGCUGUAAACCUGUGCUAUUAUGGAUUUCUCUUCUUCCCUUUUUUAUAAGGCUGCUUGCUCCACUGUCUGUGACCUUUUGCAGGGAUUGUGUUUCUAUAUAACUUAAGUGUUGCCGGUGGCUUAGUUUUGAAAGCAAUCAGGGAAUCAGGAAGCCUUCAAAAAUCUAUUAUUCCAAAUUAUAUCUAUAAAGAAUAGGAUUGUUGUCUCUGGCUUACAAUAUUGAUUAAAUGUGAAUACUCUUUAGAGCAGAUACUGUGCUUCUGAGGUUGGCAUUAUAGUGGAGGGAAGAGCGUCAAACACAACCAACAGGAAGUUUUCUGAAACAAGUGUUUGGCAUCCCCCUUUAGUUUCUUUUUGUGUGUGUGUUUUAUACAUAUCACAGGCUUACUGGUAAUGGUAACAUUUGCCUUGCCCAGCGAGCAAGACCCACUCAUUUUUGGGAAAGUGGGUCCAAAGAAUUUUGUAGGCCUUGUAGGCCUGAAUUAAGGCUCAUUUUUCAUCUACUAAAUCUUCAUUGUUUGAAAAACAACCACUACCAAUUAAAAAAAAAAGAUAAAAAGUAAGUAAGACUAACCAGAAUUGCGCUACCUAAAUCCAUUUCGAAUAUAAUCCUUUCCUUUUUUUAAGGAACUGAACUCAAUGCCACUGUUAUUUUUGGCUGAAUCCCACUCCUACUUAGCAAAGCAUGGGCAAGGGUGUCGUUGUGUUCUUUUUUGCAGCACCAAUGCAAAGGGUAGUUACAAAUUAUAGUUUAAUAUUUCUGGUGUUUUAAAAAAAAAAGUUUUAAAACUGGACAUAUUACAAACCUUUGUUUUUCUUUUUAGCUAAGCAUGCAAAGUCCGGUCCUAUGUAUCUCACUGAUAUCCCAGUACAUACCUCCACCCAGCUUCCUAGGAUAAUACGCCCACCAAAUUGCUAGAUUGAAGGUGCCUUGCCUUGAUCUCUGUAUACUGUACUUUCUCCUACAUGAACCUAGAAGAAAUCAAAAACAUUAUAAAAUUGAAGCCUUGGAUCAUAUUACCAGAAACAACAUCAACCCUUUGAGUUUGCCACUUGUGAACUAUUAAACCAAUGUUGAGGAGGGAGGGAGAUUUAUAGAAUACCCCAGAGAUGCCACUGAAGUGUUACACGCUUAGUCACAAGCUUUCAGAAGACUAAAAAUAUGGGUACUCUAUGUAUGCUUAGGAAGGUAUUUGUUUCUCAGAGAGGGCAACAAGGACCAAACUGUACCUCAGUCUGGAAAAUUGUGUGACAAUGCUCUCUUGGCCUCUUGCUGUUACCUUGAUAUUUAAAGACAAAAAAAAAUGGAAAUCACACAUUCUUUUUUUAGCACUAUAUUUCUGGUAGUUUAUCACAUCUUUGUGCUGAAGUCCCUAGCAGAGACAGCAGGUUAUUCAAACUCCCUCUCUGCUCAGCUGAACUGAUUCAGUCUGAAUGAAGUCUUCAUGCUAGUUUUCAAACGUGUUCUGUUUUUAUAAGCAACAUUUAGUGCACUCUUCUAGGAGGCUACUGUAAAGCUGCUAUAAUAUAGAUUUUAUGUUUUUUUUGUAGGCCAGACUUCCUUGUUUAUAUAUGUACUAUGAGAACAGCAAGCUAACACUUGAUGUCGGGUCUUUCUAGGGAGGGAAUGAGUUAAGCAUGAAACCCACUAUCCAUGUAGAUUAAAAAAAUAAAAUACACACCUACUCUAAUACUGUGAUAAAAAUGCAAAGAAACUUUGACUUAGACUGUGCCCUUGCCUGCUAGCACUAAGUAUGCGUGCUUGGGGAAAACAACACUUUAUUAAAAACUUUGGUGCACCCUUCUCAUCCCACCUGGUCCAGUGGGAUUUGUGCGCCAUCCCUGAGAAAACAAAACCAAACCAAACCAAAGCAACCUACAUGGUGAUCUGGGAGCUUGCUCUGCAUCUGGAGGACCAAUGGGAGGCAGCAGUCUUGAUGUUGUACUGUCUGCUGGGUCCCUGAUGAGGCCCCAGGCUUUCCCACAAUAUUUUGAAUAAGAUAAUACAGCUGAAGGCUACACUCCUUCCUCUCUUACCUGAAUUGUGUAAGAGUUCACGAGGAGGAAAUGACGUGUUCAUGCCCCAUCUCCAGCCGUCUUUUCACUCUCCCAGUGUAAAAGCUUGGGAAGAGCAGGGCUGGGGACCUGGCUGAGCCAUGCAAGGAGGUUCUGGUUCACGGCCUGAUGCUACAUAAAAAUUGUUUUCAAUAUUAAACUUCUGAUCCUGAGUCAUUAUGAUCUGCAAACCAGCUUGGGAGGCUAUAAUUAAGGCACGAUUUAAUUUUUGUAAGCAGUUAGUACAUACUGGAAAUAAUACAGCAUUUUGUUCUCAUUUUCCAUUUUUGUUUCUAUGGGCUAAAUCCAUAUGUGAGUUUAAUCCACUGAAUAGAUGUCCUAAAAAUAUUUUUUCUACAGUCUGUUUAAACAUGGCAAAGGAGUCUUUGUGCUUUGUUUCCUCCCUUUAAUUUUGUCUUGUUUCAUAUGUUGCAUGGGAAGAUGGCAAAGAUGAACUGCAUGUAGUAGGUCGUGUCUGUCAAAGGUCUGUUGGUCAGUAUUUCUAAAUUUACAUACAUUUAUGCAAAGAGUUUGUCUGCAUUGUACAAUUUGUGUUUAUUCUUAUUUGUUGUAUAACACAGAUUCAACUUGAUGAAUAAAACAUUUAUAUGAAGGCAUACCAGAAAACAAUAAAAAAGUUUAUGUAAGAAGUAGAGCGUGCAAAACAUCAUUGCACUGGCCACAGGAUGGUGAAACUUCAUGUAAAUAGGUUGGCAAACUCAGUUCUCCCCUUUUACCAUGCCAAAGAAAAUUUUAGCUCCUUAAUAUAAUACCUCUCUUGCUGUUCUCCAGGAUGAGACUUCACCAUUUUCUUCCCUCUAAAAUUAAUUUUGCUGUUAAGUGAAAGCCGUUUUCAACUGUCUGUUACUACUAAAGUACUGUAUAGUAAACCUGAUGGAAUCAAUUUGUAUUUACAGACUGGGGUUUUUGUACUUAACAUGUCCAGCUGUCUGUGAAUCUGCAGCGUUCCAGAUCUUUUGCAUGCUUGCUUUGUAUUUUGUUCUUCUAGGUUUUAUCUAAUCUCUGAGAGACUGUUUGCACAGCAAUCCAACCUCAUCUUACCAUUGCAUAUGUUAACAACACUGCACCUACUCAUUCUGUCUUUCCUAUUUUCUUAACCUGUAUUUCAGCUACAGUUCUAUUUGGCAAAGUCAGUCACACGUGCACGGAUUUAGACGUCCAGUUUUAAGCAGAUAGGAACUACUUCAACAAAGCACGGGUUUGUUGCACUUCAAAGAUUUUAUAAAUACACAAGAAUCCUUAUGAGAUUGUUCAUAUGAUAGGGCCUCUGGAAAGGUGUCUAUAGCUUUUAAGUGCUUUUUAGUUCACAUAACACUGCUUUUGCUUUAUUUCCUGGGGGGUUUAGCCACUCUCAAAUAAUUUUUUAAUAUACUGUCAUUUUCAUAAACUUUAACUUGUGUAGAGUCAGGUUGGUUCUUAACACCCUCCCUACACACACCUCCCCUCAGAAUAUAAAGCAGUUCAGUUUGACAAUGGUAUAUACCUGAAACAAUACUAAGAACUCUGACUUUUUCUAUAUAUAUUGGGAACCUUUCGAUCUUGGUUGAAAACCAGUGUAAGCAGUGAGGUAUGAAAGCAGGCAGUUUGGUCCAUGCAUUAAAAGUGCAUCUAUCUUGCUGAUCCAUCCGUUUGUUGGCAUAAAGAAGAAAUUAUUUGGCUCUAUUCAAAUGGGAAUGCACGUAAAAUUAGACUAAGUAAGGAGAUUAUCUUUCUUUUAAAAGUCCCCUUAGAUAAACUCCUAUUCUCUGCAAUGCUUUUUAAAAUCUCUAGUAACAAGGGGGUUUUGUGAUGACUAAUGCAAAUGCCAUGACUUAUUUUUAAAGAUGUAAUAAAAUUUUUCUUCUGUUACUUAGUCACAGAAAUAUUCAACUUAGCUUUCUUCAUGCUGGUAUCAUUUAGCUACAAAGUGAAAAAAGGGUCACAAGUAGGUCAAUAAUUUAUAGAAGGAAAUUAGUCCACAGCUGGUUUAUAGGUGAUAUUAUAGAUAUAUUAUAUACAGUAGGCAUAAUCCUACAAGUUGAUUGCAGAAGCAUUCAGCACACUUCUGGAUUGUGCUCUUUCUUUCAUAAUAAGAAAGAAAGAGUAUAGUGUCUUUUGUUUAUAAGGUUUAUAAAUCCAGCCAGUACAAAAUGCAUCCAAUUUGGUUUUGUCGUAUUUUGCCUUUUGCCACAGGCCUAAAAGCAAUUUUUUACAGUCACUGGGUAUGAAGAAUCAAGCAUUAUGUUCCAAUCCCUUAUACCUCUUCUUGCUUUUACAGUUUAUGUAUCUGGAAUUCCCAUCACAGGGAAUGAGGUGCAAAAUCACAAUUUAUUAAUACAGCUAUUAUUUUCACAUAUGUGGAAUAAUAAUCCUGUUCCUUCUGAUCUCAUUUUUUAGCGAGGAAAUGAGCCACAAAACAGAUCUGCUGGGAGUUACAUCACCAGCUACCUUAGCAGGAAGAGUGGGGGGAAUGUUCAAGCAACGUUAUAAGAAACAGAAUAAAAAUUGGAAAGGAAUUUAUGCAUACCUUAUAUUUUUAGUAGUCUUAGUUAUACUUCAAGGUUUAUAGCGAUAGCACCAUUUUGUUUGCUAAUUUACAUUUUAACAAACCACUGACAGUAGCUGUCUUAGAAUAUUCUACUAUUUUUUGUAUAUGUACUUUAACAAAUGAGUUGGGUAACUUUUUCUGAAAUGCUGUGGCUACAUAAUCCAUCCAGUAGCCAAAAUACUGGAGCUGAUUGGGUUAAAAAAAAAAAUAAAAUAAA
Messenger RNA from Pezoporus flaviventris, 6584 nucleotides. It is a transcript of the gene FGF14, whose product is annotated as fibroblast growth factor 14. The record is from RefSeq and is a predicted model, not a curated record. Gene Ontology annotation, cellular component: cytoplasm. Bases 591 to 1334 code for a protein of 247 amino acids. Gene Ontology annotation, molecular function: fibroblast growth factor receptor binding; growth factor activity. NCBI's taxonomy places the organism in Eukaryota, Metazoa, Chordata, Aves, Psittaciformes, Psittacidae. The transcript is spliced from 5 exons. Gene Ontology annotation, biological process: fibroblast growth factor receptor signaling pathway; animal organ morphogenesis; cell differentiation.